UGUGAUGAGUGUGGGAAGGAUUUUACCCAGAGUGGACAUUUAAAAACACACCAACUCAUCCACAGUGGAGUUAAACCUUACAGCUGUGAGUUGUGUGGAAAGUCUUUUACCGAGGCUGGACACUUGAAAAAACACCAACUCAUCCACAGUGGAGUUAAACCUUACAGCUGUGACUUGUGUGGAAAGUCUUUUACCCUGGCUGGAGACUUAAAAAGACACCAACUCAUCCACAGUGGAUUUAAACCUUACAGCUGUGAUGAGUGUGGGAAGGAUUUUACCCGGAGUGGACAUUUAAAAACACACCAACUCGUCCACAGUGGAGUUAAACCGUACAGCUGUGACUUGUGUGGAAAGUCUUUUACAGAGGCUGGAGGCUUAAAAACUCACCAACUCAUCCACAGUGGAGUUAAACCUUACAGCUGUGAUUUGUGUGGAAAGUCUUUUACCCAUGCUGGAAACUUAAAAACACACCAACUCAUCCACAGUGGAGUUAAACCUUACAGCUGUGAGUUGUGUGGAAAGUCUUUUACCCAGGCUGGAAACUUAAAAACACACCAACUCAUCCACAGUGGAUUUAAAGCACACAGCUGUGACUUGUGUGGAAAGUCU
This is a messenger RNA of Oreochromis niloticus (Nile tilapia), 609 nucleotides long. Its product is annotated as zinc finger protein 70-like. The annotation marks the transcript as partial. Gene Ontology annotation, cellular component: transcription regulator complex; chromatin; PcG protein complex. Gene Ontology annotation, molecular function: RNA polymerase II cis-regulatory region sequence-specific DNA binding; DNA-binding transcription factor activity, RNA polymerase II-specific. NCBI's taxonomy places the organism in Eukaryota, Metazoa, Chordata, Actinopteri, Cichliformes, Cichlidae. The transcript has a single exon. The record is from RefSeq and is a predicted model, not a curated record. Gene Ontology annotation, biological process: regulation of transcription by RNA polymerase II.